GCAGCAAGCUGCAAUCCUGGAGGACUUGGUGAGAAAUGUGCCCCUGGAGUUUGAUUUCCUCUUCUCCAAAUCACAUGCAGAAGUGAUUUCAGGGAAACAAGAAGGUGUCUAUGCUUGGAUCGGUAUCAACUUUGUCCUGGGCCGGUUUGAUCAUGAGGACGAGGAGGAUGCGGUCGUCACUGUGGCGCUGGGGGACCAGGGAGAGUCCCUGGUUCGGAAACGAACGGUUGGGAUCCUAGACAUGGGGGGCGCCUCCCUGCAGAUUGCCUACGAAGUGCCCGACUCUGGAGCCUUCUCCUCCCCGCAGCAGGAGGAGGCUGCUAAGAGCUUACUGGCAGAAUUCAACCUGGGCUGCGACGUGCAGCACACUGGCCACGUGUACCGCGUCUACGUCAACACCUUCCUGGGCUUCGGGGGCAAUUUUGCCCGGCAGCGCUAUGAGGAGCUUGUGCUGAACCAGACCUCUGUGCACAACCGAGCCGCCCUUGGUGAUAACAGCUCCCAGAGCCAUGCUGGCAACAGCAGAUGCCCGGGCUGGCACAGUGCACAGGCGCUGCCCUUCUCCGAGCCUGGCAGGCGUUAUCAGUGCCACAGCUCCCUGCCUUCCUCCUCCUCCCUUCAUGGCAGGCUGCGGGGAGGCCACUCUGAGCGCUACGUGAAGCUGUCGCCAGAGGCGGAGAGGCUUGGUGCCCAGGUACUCCUGUGCCGGGAGCAAACCCUGCCUCCAGAUCCCCGGGGGCUCUGCAGGGGUGUGGAUCCCCGCAAGCUGGGUGGGGUGGCCAUGCCUUGUCGCAUCCCGCAGGCAGAGUACUGCAGCCAGCGAUGGGAGGUGCUGACCCAACGCUUCCGUGGUGGCCUCUACUCAGCGCACGCCGACCAGCACCGGCUGAAGUAUCAGUGCUUCAAAUCAGCCUGGAUGUACCAAGUCCUUCACCAGGGCUUCCACUUCCCCCUGGACUACCCCAGCCUGCGCACGGCCCAGCUGGUGUACGACCGGGAGGUGCAGUGGACGCUGGGAGCCAUCCUCUACAAGACGCGGUUUCUGCCACUCAGGGAUCUCCGGCAGGAGAGCAUCCGGCAAGCACAUGCCUCCUGGCUGCGCCUCUCUUUUGUCUACAACCACUAUCUCUUCUUUGCCUGCAUCCUGGUCGUAGCGCUGGCCAUAGUCCUCUACCUCCUGCGGCUGCGCCGCAUCCACCGCCGGCAGCUGCGCUCGGCCCAGCUCACCCUGCUCUGGCUGGACAAGGUGGUCGUGCCGCCGGGCCAGGGAAACGGGCCAUGACACUGGUG
Messenger RNA from Fulmarus glacialis (Northern fulmar), 1290 nucleotides. Its product is annotated as ectonucleoside triphosphate diphosphohydrolase 7-like. Gene Ontology annotation, molecular function: nucleoside diphosphate phosphatase activity. Lineage: Eukaryota; Metazoa; Chordata; Aves; Procellariiformes; Procellariidae. The annotation marks the transcript as partial. Gene Ontology annotation, cellular component: membrane. The transcript has 9 exons. The record is from RefSeq and is a predicted model, not a curated record. Gene Ontology annotation, biological process: nucleoside diphosphate catabolic process.